AUGUCCUCUGAAGAAUCACGAUCGAAAUCUAUUAACAAGAUGAGCGUUACUGAGCUCAAGGAAUAUCUUGCAAAUCGUGGUGUAAGUGUGAGUGGAUACUUAAAACCUGCAUUAGUAGAGAUAGCAACUGCUGUAAAUAAAAUGAUGCUUCCUCUAAAUCCAAAUUUUGAAGAAAAGAAUACUUUGGAGAAUGAAAAGUUUUAUAUUGAUGAUAUGGAGAUUAGAAAUCCGUUUACUUCGCAACACAAGCUUGUAAAUAACUUCUCUGAUUCUCCGCCAUUUGGGUUGUAUGAUAUCUUUAAUUACCUUAUUCACCAUUCAACCGAAUACGAUAAACAAGGUUUGGCAGCAUACAAGUCAUUAGAUGAAUAUCGCCUUUUCCAGGACGGAUAUGUUGAAUCUCUGCUAACUGAGACUUUGUCAAACGAAAGACUUCAUCUGUAUAUGGGUAAAGUCAAGCCAGCUAUGAAAGACAAGACGGACGAAGGGAAAUCGUACUAUGACUGCUGGUUUAUACUUGAAGGUAAAGGGGCCAACCGAGGGAGUGUUGUCAAAGCUAGAUGUCGUUGUAAAGGGGGUCGCGAUGGUGGCUGCAAGCAUAUUGCUGCAGCCAUGUAUUCCCUAGAGGAUUUACUGAAUACCCAUGACGAGGACAGCCCGACUAAUAUGCCAUGUAUAUGGACCAAGAAACCAACCGUUGACAGCAGACCUUGUGAUGUGAAAGAUCUACUAAUUGCCCAUUGUGAUUUACCUUUAAAAAAACCCAAGAGCGAACAUGUUUAUAAUGAACACAUAGUCAUGGAUUUAAGGCAUAAAGAUGACCAGGUUCCCCCGACAAAUGAAUCUUUAAGGCAGUUCACAUAUUCUUUGGAAACAAGUGGUUGCAACCCAGCAAUUUUGCCAUUACUGGCCAAGUUAUAUGGUAAUCCUAAUUGCCCUAUUAUUAAAAAUGAUAUUGAAAAUGAUGAUGUAAUAAAUUUGAAUGAAAGUGGAAAUAAAUUAACUUCUGCAAAUGGAAUCCUGAAGGAAAAGGUCAAUAUGCUCUGUGAACAAUUGGGUCCUGAAUGUCAUGCUGAAGCUGCAAUCAACGAUGUUCUUACUAAUUUGUCUCAUAGCCAGGAAGAAGUUGACCAUGUAAAUGAAUUGACCAUUGAGCAAUGGAAGUGUGAUGAAUGGUACAAGCAGAAAGAAGGUUUCAUAACUGGCUCAAUCGCACAUAGAGUUUUGAGUAUGCAGAACAGCCUGGAUAAAGGCAAGCAGAGAAACGUUACCUCAUUAGUGAAAACAAUCACCUGUCAAAAACCCAUAGUGAAAAAAACUGUUUCAGAAACUGCAACAAAUCCCAGAGAUUGGGGUUUGAAACAUGAAAAUAGUGCACGCCAGAGCUAUUACAAGGUGGAAUGCAAAAAACAUUGCAAGUUAUCCCUUGUAUCCAAAGGAUUGUUAAUUUCUAAGAAAAAACCUUAUGUAGCUGCCAGUACAGAUAACAUUCGCUCCUGUAGUUGUGCAGAAAACUGUCCAGAUGUUGUUGUUGAGUACAAGUGUCCUUGGAAGCAUCGAACAAUUCCAGUGAAAGAAGCAUUUCUAACACCUGAAAUAGGUGGGGAACAAGUUGGAGAUAAGUUGUAUCUGAAGACAUCUAGCCGCUAUUAUUUGCAAAUUCAAUUGCAAAUGUUUGUUACUGAAUUAAAAAGUUGUGACUUUGUAGUAUGGACAGAAAAAGGCAUUCUUUCCAUCAAUGUGCCAUACAAUGCCAAAUAUAUGAAAAGUGCUCUUCAAAAGCUUGAACAGUUUUGGAUGAAGCAUGUCUUACCAUUUAUGGUUCAAACAAUGCAAACAGAUCACCCAAAAGCAGGUAAAUUUUACAUUUUAUUUUCAUUUUGUCUACAUAAUCAGGGUCUGGAAUUUGUAGCAUCCCAAUAUCAGAAAUUUAGUUUACACUAUAUACCAAACUGUUGAAAACUUGUUCCUUGUUAAUCACCUGUGAUCAGUCCAAUGCAGUGCACCCCUAAAAUUUAUAUUAAAUAUUUCAUUUUAAGAAUCUAUGGAUGUUGAUAUAUGCAAUUAUGAAUAUACCCUUCAACAUAAUGACAAUGAUUCCCCUCAACCUAAUGAAAAUGAUGCCCCUCUACUUAAUCGCAGUGAUCCCCUUCUACGCGAUGACAAUUAUUCUCCUCAGCCCAAUGAUAAUGUUGCUCCUCAGCCAAAUGACACCCCUCAACACAAUAUUGAUGGCAUGACCCCUCAACCUAAUAUUAUUGCUGUCAGUGAAGAUGCAUACAGAAACACUUCCAAGUCCACUGCCAGACAGCAAUUGUCAAUUAAAUACAAUGGUGUUGAUAUUUACCAAUCUUGCAUUAACACACUUAGACCUCAAGGACUCUUGAAUGACAACAUUGUAUCAGCUUUGAUGGAGUAAGUGACACAUAAUAAUUAUGUAUUCAUGACUGACAGAACAACAUUUAGAGUGGGCUAACAAAUGUGUAAUUAACUCGAUCCAUUAACUCUCUCCUUGACGAGUAAAAUCAUCUGAGAGUAAACAAUAGAGUAGGGUGCAUCAAGGUUCAUUGCCACUUAAAGGGUUAAUUCACUUAUAAAUGACUGUUAAUUUCUCAUUUUAUUUUUACCCAUUUUUUUACCAACUGGGGGACUGCAGCUUCCAUUAGGCCCCCAUACUCAGCCUGAAAAGAACAAAAUUUAACUGAAUAAACGUUGAAUUAACCCUUUAAUCAAGUGGCAAUGCACCCCACUUUAUUAUUUUACUCUGUCUAAUGCCAGAUGAUUUUACUUGUCAGGGGGGGGAGGGGUGCUGCCACUCAAUGGGCUAAGCUAGCAAUUUUUUUUCAGGGAUUUAAAUUGCCAUUUUACAAUCGUGAGCACAUUUUUCUAUACUGUGCUUUGUGGUGAACAAGAAGGACGGAAGCAAUUGUCACAGUUAGUAAAUUUUUAUCAGAUGAUACAAUACUAAUGUAAAAUAUGUAUUGGUAACUUAGUGGAGAAUCAGGGUUAAGUACCUGGGACAGAAAUUUGUUUUUGAUUUCCUAGAACUGAAAGAAAUGGAAAAGCAGAGAUGUUUGUUCCACCAACACUCAUGGAUGAUGAUUACAUAUUUAUUCCCAUUAACAGAAGGUAUAUAAUCAGUGAUGUAGUCAGAAUUUCUGGUCAAAGGGGGGGGGGAGGCAGGGAGAAUUCCAGGAGGGGCCUAUGGCUCAAAUGUAUCUAUUUAAAUUUUUAUAGCAAACAUUGGUUAUUAGCAGUGAUCACGCCAUGGCAUAUUAUUAUCAUGGAUUCCUUAACAUGGGACGUUAAUUUAAGAAAGCAUGAAACUAGUUACAUUUUAAGGUUUGUGCUUUAAUUAAGCUAAAUUGGUGUAACUUUACUAUAGUCAUGUUUGAAGCUUUCUCAAUGCAUUGUAUUUUUUCCUUUUAAUUAUAGCUACUGGGAACAUCUCUCCACCAAGUUCAAUUUACAACAAACGCAUUUGAAGCUUUCUUGCAAAGUGUUGAAGGUAUUGGUCUGACAUUAAUUGUUGACUUAUAACAAGUAAUAAGCAAUACGUACUGAAGUCUGUUUAAUCCAUGAAUUUUUUAAAGCAAUGGUGUAAGUUUGUAUGAUGCACCCUACAUUAUUAUUCCACCCUGCCUAAUGACAGACAAUGAAAUUAAUGAUUUUCAGGUACCACAGCAGCCACUUACAAGUAACAACUGUGGAAUUUACAUCUCAUUAUUUUUAAAGUAUUUUCUGCAGGUAUAGUAAUGGGGCCAGUUGUUCAGAGCUGGGUUAGUUUAACCCUAUGUUAACUUAAAAUUCAAAGCAAACUUGCUCACAGCUUGUCUAUAAAUUUGGAAGUGUUUCUUCAGAGAUCUUGUCUGGAUCGAUAAGAGUUUACUUCUCUGAAGUUUUGAAAUAAACAGACGUGUAUAAAUACACAAACUAAAACAGCUGGUUAAAUUUUAACACAGGGUUAGCACUAAUCCACCUUUGAACAACCGGCCCAUGGUUGAUAUAUAUAAUGAUAUAUUCAAUAAGUUACUUUGUAUUAAUUGAAAUACUUUCUUUUCACACUUUUUAGGAACUGGAAGAUUAUGAAUCUGAACCUGAUAAUUAUUGUUGCAUUGUACACAAUUGGUUUGAGCCACAAGAAGCUGAGGAAAAACGCACUACUCUAAGACACAAUUUGCAAACGCUUUUAACAAUGAAGAGACAUAAAAUGCAAUUUAAAUAA
This is a messenger RNA of Paramuricea clavata, 4225 nucleotides long. NCBI's taxonomy places the organism in Eukaryota, Metazoa, Cnidaria, Anthozoa, Malacalcyonacea, Plexauridae. The record is from the annotation of a GenBank genome assembly.